GGAUCGAAUAUCUGAUCCAUUUACAUUUUACACCACUGCAUAAACCGUAAAGCCGCUUAAAAUCAAAGCACACUGUUUAUUUUUCAGCUAGUAAUCAACAUUGUCAAAAUUAUUUUUCUAGAUAUAUUUCCGAAGCCAGCUCUCCGACUUCUUGAAGACAAGUUUUUCUCACUCUUACAGUCAUGUAAGAACCUUAAUCAGCUCAGACGGGUCCAGGUCCAAUUGGUCAUCAGGGGCAUCCAAUUCAAUGACUACAUUGUACCAAAAUUCAUCGGAAAAUGCUCUGAACUGGGAACCAUGUCCUAUGCACGCCAACUGUUUGAUCAGAUGCCUGCCCCAAGUUCAGCACUUUGGAACACAAUGUUUAAAGGUUAUGUUCAGAAUGAUAUGUAUGGAGAGGUUUUGGGUUUCUUUAAUCAAAUGAAUAGGGUGAAUGCAAAGCACACUUGUUUUACAUUUCCUAUGGUUCUGAAAUCUUGUGCUAAGUUGUUAGCAUUGCGCGAAGGCAGGCAAGUGCAUUGUUUUGUAUUGAAGAUUGGGUUUGGAAUGAAUUCAUACGUGGGGACGACAUUGGUUGAUAUGUAUUCGAGUGGGGGUGAAAUUGGUUUAGCUUAUAAAGCAUUUAGUGAAAUGGUUGGGAGGAAUGUUGUUGCUUGGACUUCUAUGGUUAAUGCAUUUCUUUUGUAUGGUGAUAUAGUUUCAGCGAGGCGUCUAUUUGAUUUGGCGCCUGAUAGGGAUAUUGUUUUGUGGAACACUAUGGUUUCGGGGUAUAUUAAAUGUGGCGACAUGGUAGCGGCUAGGGAGCUUUUCGAUUUGAUGCCUAAUAAGGACCUGAUGUCUUGGAAUACCUUGUUGAAUGGCUAUGCAAACAAUGCAGACGUUCAGGGAACUGAAAAAUUAUUUGAGGAGAUGCCUGAGAAAAAUGUUUUCUCUUGGAAUGGAUUGAUUGGUAGUUAUGCUCAUAAUGGACGUUUAACUGAAGUUCUUGGUGCCUUUAAAAGGAUGCUGAGAGAGUCCCAUGUGAGUCCUAAUGACGCGACUCUUGUGAUUGUGUUGUCUGCUUGUUCGAGAUUAGGAGCUCUUGAUAUGGGUAAAUGGGUGCAUGCAUAUGUGGAAAGCAGUGAGUAUAAGGAGAAUGUUUAUGUUGGAAAUGGUCUCAUUGACAUGUAUGCAAAAUGUGGAAUGAUAGAGAGUGCAGUUAAUGUGUUUCGUAAAAUGAGUACAAAAGAUUUGGUCUCUUACAAUACCUUGAUUAAUGGAUUAGCAGUGCACGGUCAUGGGGCAGAUGCCUUGGGAUAUUUUGAUGAGAUGGAGAAUGCGGGAGUAAGGCCUGAUGGAAUCACUUUCGUAGGCAUUUUGUGUGCUUGUUCUCAUUUGGGUGAAGUUGAAAUUGGGCUUCAUUAUUACCAUUUGAUGAUCAAUAGAUACUCGGUUUUACCUCAGAUUGAGCAUUGUGGUUGUAUGGUUGAUCUUUUAGGCCGAGCUGGUCUUCUAGAGCAGGCUGUGAAUUUUAUAAUUAAUAUGCCACUUCAAGCAGAUAGUGUUGUCUGGACCGCCUUACUUGGGGCUUGUCGGAUUUACAAAAACGUCGAAUUGGCUGAAUUGGCACUUGAACAAUUAAUUGAGAUUGAACCAGAAAACCCAUCAAACUAUGUAAUGCUCGCUAAUGUAUAUAGUGAUGCGCGGAGAUGGGAAGAUGUGGCAAGGUCAAAAAUUGCAAUGAGAAAUACCAAGCACAAAAAAGUGCCAGGAUGCAGCUUGAUAGAGCUUGAUCAAGAAGUGGUUGAGUUCUAUUCCUAUGACGAGAGGCAUCCAAAGACUGAAGAACUAUACGAAGCCCUGAGAGGAUUAAUGAAACAGCUAAAGUCUUGUGGUUAUGUUCCAAAAGACAAUACACUUUGGGAAGAACCCAAUGAAGGAAUGAUGCUCCUAGCCUCUCAUUAACAUGAACAAUUAAUACCAGGAUUUUCUGUUGUUUAGAUACAGAUGGAGAUGCCUGCUUAAUUGAAGUAAAGAAGGGAUGAUAUAGAGAGAGAAAGACAUGUGAUAUAGUUUCAGCAAAUUAAGCUUCCUUGUUUAGAUUUUGUGAAUUGGGUUAUUUUAUUAUCAUCUUUCAAAUGGCUCUUUUCAAGUGCUCUGUAGAUGGCGUUAGUGUUGCACGAAUAGAUCAUAUUCUAUCUUUUGACUGUUUUCUGAUCUUCUAGGAAAUGCAUCAAGAUUGUAGAGUCAGAUUUUCAUAUUACUUAGAACCUUGGAAAUUCAAUGAUUAACAUCGUGAUAUUGUCGUUACAAGA
This is a messenger RNA of Daucus carota subsp. sativus, 2294 nucleotides long. RefSeq names its product pentatricopeptide repeat-containing protein At1g08070, chloroplastic. Gene Ontology annotation, cellular component: intracellular membrane-bounded organelle. Lineage: Eukaryota; Viridiplantae; Streptophyta; Magnoliopsida; Apiales; Apiaceae. Gene Ontology annotation, biological process: RNA modification. The record is from RefSeq and is a predicted model, not a curated record. Gene Ontology annotation, molecular function: RNA binding; protein binding. The transcript has a single exon. The coding region runs from base 298 to 1944 and encodes 548 amino acids.